UUCACAUACAGUCUUGCAAUUAUUCGAAUCUUUUAACUAGUAUAUAAACCUUCCGAACAUGUCUAUGAAGUUCACCAUUCCAUUACAGAUAUCUUCAGAUUCGUGUAGUAACUCUCCAGCUAUAUAUAUAUAUAUAUAUAUAAUCCCUCUACUUGCAGUCACUGUCUUCUGGGAAUGGGCAGCAGGGAAGGAGACUGGAUUUGCGGCACCUGCCAGUACCAGAACUUCCGAAGGUGGGAGUCUUGCCAGAGGUGCGAAGCGAUAAAUCAGGUGCGAAUACUGCCGGGGGACUGGUACUGCAAUGUCAUUAACUGCGGAGCACACAACUACGCCAGCCGAACAAGCUGCUACAGGUGUGCUACACCGAGAGACCCAUGUGACACCAGCAGCAUUAGUGCCUACGACGGCAGUAUGGGCCUUCCCGGAUGGAAAAAGGGUGACUGGAUGUGCCCCAGAGUUGGAUGCGGUGCCCACAACUACGCUAGCAGGACUGAAUGCUUCCAAUGCGGAACCUCACGAUAUUUUGGUGGUGCGUGAAUUAAUUACAGUUAGCCCUUGAUUCGGUUCACCUCGAUUAUAGCUGGCUUAAGCUUUCUCUCCAUCCUCAGUUCAGCUCUUUCUUUUUAUUUUCUGGUCCCCGGUUGGUGCCUAGCUAGUCGUUGAAGUCGAAUCUAUAUUUAUAUAUGUAUGUAUUUGUCAAGAUAACCGUCGUAGACGUCUACGUACUAGUGAUCUGCUGAGUAAGUGUAUUAUUAAUGUAACUAGGUACAAGUUAACUAGAGGUGUUAUUGCUUGGGAUUAAUAAAAUCAUUAGCUGUUUUUCUGUUCUCUUCUUAUUACAACAAA
This is a messenger RNA of Diospyros lotus (date-plum), 846 nucleotides long. RefSeq lists its product as uncharacterized. Gene Ontology annotation, molecular function: mRNA binding. Lineage: Eukaryota; Viridiplantae; Streptophyta; Magnoliopsida; Ericales; Ebenaceae. The coding region runs from base 175 to 537 and encodes 120 amino acids. Gene Ontology annotation, cellular component: cytoplasm. The transcript has 4 exons. The record is from RefSeq and is a predicted model, not a curated record.